AUGACCACCACCUCUCUACCCAACGGUGUCCACCCCGAACCCUCACUCACCGAUGGCACCGACACACCUACACAUCGCGCAAUCAACAUAUUAAAGUUUGGAGGCACCAGCGUGGGCAAGUUCCCGCUCGACAUUGUGAACGUGGUCAAGACCAGUGCCCUGGAAAAUGAUGUGGCUAUUGUGUGCUCGGCGAGAUCAAGUAGUACAAAAGCCGCCGGGACGACGAACCGACUUUUACGAGCAGCGACCGAAGCCGAAAACCAUCGAGAAUUCAGACAAUUAAUAGACGCCGUCCGAGUCGACCAUAUUGAAACUGCCGAUUCUUAUAUCCAGUCUCAGAAAAUAUGCGCCCGGUUAAGAAAGGAAAUCGAGGAUGAAUGUUCUUUGGUCAUUCGGAUACUGGAGGCCGCCCAGACCUUGGGCGAAACCAGCCCAAGAUCGCGGGACAAGGUGAUGAGCGCGGGGGAGAAACUCAGCUGUCGAUUCAUGGCAGCUCUGUUGGAGGACCGAGGAAUUGAAGCCGAAUAUAUCGAUCUCGCGGAUGUCAUCGACUUCAAAGUCAGCCACAGUCUCGAUCAGGAAUUUUACGAUAAUGUGGCCGACAGACUCGGCAGGAGACUACAAAAUGUCGCCGGCAAGGUCCCUGUGAUCACCGGUUACUUUGGUGCCAUUCCGCGUGGCCUCCUCAUGACGGUCGGUCGGGGUUACACCGACCUCUGUGCCGCUCUGGUGGCCGUCGGUGUCAAGGCCAAUGAGUUGCAGAUAUGGAAGGAAGUCGACGGCAUCUUCACCGCCGACCCACGCAAGGUCCCUACCGCCAAACUAAUCCCUCAGAUCAGCCCUGCAGAGGCCGCCGAACUCACCUUCUACGGCUCUGAGGUCAUCCAUCCCUCCACCAUGGACCAGGUCAUCCGGGCACGGAUACCGAUACGUAUCAAAAACGUCAUGAACCCCAGAGGAGGGGGGACGGUCAUCUACCCUGAUACGCCAUCCGAGCUGAACUCUGCGUUGUCGGGCCACGACCCCAAACUGUUCAGGUCACGGAGUGCAACUUACCUGAGCGAGCGGAAGAGGCCCAAGCGGCCCACGGCGGUGACGAUGAAACACAGGAUCUUGGUGAUGAACAUCCACUCGAAUAAGCGGGCACUGUCUCACGGGUUCUUUGCGGGCAUAUUCGCCACGUUGGACAAGUGGCGGCUCUCGGUGGACGUGAUCUCCACCAGCGAGGUCAACAUGUCCAUGGCCUUGCAUUCGGAAGCACCACUGUACACGGGAGGAGGCGAUGAUGAAUACCAGAUUGUGGAUCAAGAUCUGCGCGGUGCCAUAGACGAGCUGAAAAGCUUUGGCACGGUUGAUAUCAUCCCGGACAUGGCCAUUGUCAGUCUGGUGGGGAAGCAGAUGAAGAACAUGGUUGGCAUUGCCGGCAGGAUGUUCUCUACGUUGGGGGAGAACAAUGUGAACAUUGAGAUGAUCUCACAAGCAGGAGCCAGCGAGAUUAACAUCUCAUGCGUGAUUGACGAGCGUGACGCGGACCGGGCGUUGAACAUCCUGCACACGAAUCUCUUCACCUUUCUCGAAACAUGA
Messenger RNA from Capronia coronata CBS 617.96, 1584 nucleotides. Its product is annotated as aspartate kinase. NCBI's taxonomy places the organism in Eukaryota, Fungi, Ascomycota, Eurotiomycetes, Chaetothyriales, Herpotrichiellaceae. The transcript has 3 exons. The record is from RefSeq and is a predicted model, not a curated record. Gene Ontology annotation, biological process: amino acid biosynthetic process. The coding region runs from base 1 to 1584 and encodes 527 amino acids. Gene Ontology annotation, molecular function: aspartate kinase activity.